AUGCAAACCACAGUUGAGUUUCGGUGAUAUCUCAACGUGUUCGAACGUCAGCCAGUGCCGAUUGUGCCCUCGCCGGGAGAAGAUACCCAAGUGAUAGAUCUGACACCCGGUCAGAUACAAGCUGCUGUCGUGUGAUCUAUCUCUAUUUCACGGAAGAAAAGGUCAUUUUGAUCAGUGCACCAUCGAUCGGUUCAUAUAUCUAGCAGUGGAAACGUCGAUUUGUGAAUGAACCCCCGAGUGACGGAUGUAAUCUAACAAUAGUGCAAUUUCUGUCUGUGUCUGCAAGCGUGGAUAGUGUUGAGGUUGCAUUUCAGCUGGAACAGUUUUUUUUUUUUUUUUCGAUUUGCUUUUCCUCCUCACCGUGGAAGCUUUUACCAUUUUUUGUUGCAUCUUUCCAUACCAUCGCGCAGCAUCCAUCGUUCGCUCGUUCAUUCAACUGCCCAUCUCGCUUCCGUUCUGUUAUACACAUUUUUGCAGUGGUUUUCGCAAUAAAUUCGUUCGACUUUAUUUAGUAGUAAAAUGGAGCAGCGGAAUAAAGUGGUGAAUGAAGUUGAAAAGUUUAGUUAAGUAACUGCCGGAGGGCCUUAACUACAUCGCCAUUGACGCCGACAGAGUGUUUCCUAUGAAAACAGCUCUAGCCAUCAUUCUCCAGCUUUAACACCGAUGAAAAGUGUGAAAGUGCAGUGUGCAGAAGAGGCAAGUUUUCCCGGAUGGUGCAAAUUUACAGCCUCAGUGAAACAACCGUCGCUUACAAGUGCUGCCCAGUGAAAAUCGAUCCACGUUGAAUCGACACCACAAAACGUUGCUCCAAACCCGGACGUGGUAUCUGUCACAGCUCGAGAGGGAAUCCAAAACAGCAUCACAUUGGAAUAUCAGGAGCAGCAAAGUUGUGCGUGUCCGCACAACGACAACAAGUCUUCCUGUUUCAGAAUCAUGGUUACCAAAAUAUGGCGGAGUUGCUUUCCGUCAGCCGAGAACUCCCCCCGUCACGUCGAACGGCAUCAUUUCUAUCUGUGUCAGUGGCAAACUAACACCCAGGUCGGAAUAUGCUACCUGAUGUACCGGUUAAUCGUGGCCAUUCUGUUACUGGCGGUAUUGGCCUGCUCAGCGCUGGACAUUGGCCGAUCGGAACCGAUGCUGGAACAUCACUACGCCAAAUGGUGGAUCUACCUGACGCAUUGGGCCCUGAUAGCAUGUGCCCUUCAGGCUUGGCUGGCGGCAAUUAUCGUUACCAAAGGGCUGAUGAUUGACCGGAACGAGUUCGAAUGGAAUAUCCAUGUCGCCCGGGAAAGCCGACUUCAUGCUGUAUAUUGGGUUCUCUACACGAUUGCCACAGUUUACUCGUUCAUCGUUACGAUAGUCUAUUGGACGUUUGUUUACGAUCCUGAGAUUCAUCGUGUGGACGCUGUAAAUCUGAUGGUGCACGUGCUCAACUCCGUCAUAAUGCUAAUCGAUUUGACCAUUGUGGGACACCCGAUCAGGCUCAACCAUUCCUACUGGACGACCGGCAUCGGGGUGCUGUAUGCGCUGUUCUCGGUCAUAUACUAUCUGGCCGGUGGCACCGACAGACACAACGAGUCCAGCAUCUACAAGAUGCUCGACUGGCAGAAGCCGGGCAAAUCGAUUGUGAUUUGUGCAUUGGGAGUCUUUUUCGUCUUUAUCAUUCACUUCGUUUGCUACUGUAUGUACUGUCUGAGGGUGUGGCUGUACGCGCGGUUCUGCCUUCCGGAGCCGACCAGAAAUGGGUCCCGCAGUGCCGAUAAGAUUAGCUGCAUCACCAGAAGCCUCUCGACGAUGGAGGAAUCGCAGCGGGAACAGUUCCUCAACCCUUCGACCGUCAUCGAUCUCAAGUGAUACGAGGAAGGAGGACAACCGCCACAGCCACAACCAUCUGGCUCCUCCGCCUACCGGGUCGGAGGCGGUAAUCCUUCGGCCCAACAACAACAACAACAACAACAACAACAACAACAACAACAACAACAACAUCAACAUCAACAUCAACAGCAGCAACAACAGCAACAACAGCAACAACAUCAACAACCGAAACCAAAACAGUAUCAUCAUCAAGAGCCACAACAGUCAUUCACGUGCGCUCGUUAGCUCAAGUAAAUUAUAAUCUCUUUCUCAGUCAAGAGUCAUUGUUCGGUAGCAACCCGUUGGAGGGAAGAAAUAUCUCUCGCAGAAGUUUGAUUAAAAGGUAAAUUAAACUCUAACAAUAACCAACACGGCAAAACAAAACAAACCAAAACAAAAAAAAAACAGAAGAAGAGUUGAUUAUAGCGCAGUAACAAAUUGUGUAAAUUGGUAAUAAGAUUUUAAGUAGGUGGUUAGCUGAAGGUGAGUUUUUGUAUACAGUUUUAAACCACAGAAAGUUUAAAAAAAAUUAUUAAUCGACUGUUAAGAAGCAUGAAACUAUGCGUAGAUUCAUUGAUAUAUACAUAAAUAUGUAUCGCCACGAUUAGCAAUGAAUAGCGUGUGAUCGAUGAUAGUUUUCGAUCUCAGGAUACAACAUUUCUGGCGGUGAGCAGUGAUAGUCACGUUCCUAUGUUUUGAAGUAGUAGGUUACAGUAUUAUUUCCAGUAUAAUUAUUUUCCCAUAAAGCAUGCGUUCGUUUUGUUUUGCACAGAUCUCGUGAUUGAUUUAAAUAAUUUAUGAAAAUUGUGCUUCCAAAUAACUGCUGCAAUCUUUUUGAUAUGUUACUUUAUAUUAAUUUAUAGAAAUGUAUCGUUUACGGUAUCCCGGGGCAAGUUGAAACGCACCGGGAGUUGAAACGGAAGGCGUAUCUCGUAGUAGAAGCGAAUAAUCACUGUGGUUAUUUUUAAUACAGUAAUUACGCUAGUGCACAAUGCCGCUAAAAAAGAUACUCUGUCCGUUUCACCAUUCCUGCACGUGUCAACUUGCCCCGGUGUACCUUACAUAUAAUUAUGUGCUCUGCAACGGGCAGUGCAAGUGAAUUUUCGUGCAAGAAUUUUCUCCCCGGCACUUACAGGAAUUGAAUGACUUUUGUGUCCGCCGCUCAGGAACGAAAAGUGUAUCGCUAGUUGGAAUGAUUUUUUUUUUUUGAACGGUUGUUAUAAAAUUAAUAAGCUCUCAUUAACACCUAGGUUUGAUAUUACAUUGGUAUGAAAAUAUACCCGCGUGAAACAUGGUUGUUUGAUUCAAUUAGAAUUGUUUGUAUUUAUUGGCUCAACAUAUUCAAAGGUUUGACGGUUGUUCCUUCAUAUCAACUUGAGUUAAUUUUAGUGGGGACAUCAUUGAAUUGCCUCAACUUCAAAUGGGGAUGAUCAGGGUUGCUUCAACCCACUUGCUAUAAAAAAUUUUUUUUUCGGAAUUAUGAAAUCAUUAAAUGAUAUAAUGAUAUUUGGAACAUGUAAGUAACAGAAAGAGGUUGUAAAGUAUGUGUUUGACUCAUAAAACCUGUCAAUUUUGCCUUUAGAGCAUCACAAUCAGCGAUUUUAUGAUUCCUGAGCAUUCCCUCAGCGUGAGUGCUCACGAAUCGUAAAAUCGCUGAUUCUGGUUUUAUGCGGCAAACAUAUACUUCGUGACCUGACUUGUAGCUUACAAGUACUAAUUAUCAUUAUAACAUCUAAUGAUUUCAUAAUUCCGAAAAACAAUUUUUUAUAGCAAGUGAGAUGAAUCAACCCUGGUGGUGAUUAACUGCGAUUACACAAACAAGAAGAAAAAAUUUUGACGAGAAAGUUGUAUAAACUUGAAGAACAAACACCACAUUGAUUGUGAUUAAAAUGCAGAUGUGAACAUGUACAUGUUUAAGAUAUUUGCAGAACAACUGCAAGGUGACAUAAGGCUGCGAAAAUCUCAAAAACUCAAAUCUCAUGGCUACUAUUUUUGCCUUGCGAUUUUCAAUUGCGCAAUAUUCACCGAUGAGAUUUACGGUUCAAAAAUGCAUUGCUUUAUAUUUUGGCAUUUUUCAUUGAUGUUAGUGUUUAAUUUGUAUUAUUCAAUGGUAAACUAACAUACAUGUGCAUUGUGCAUGCUAUCA
Ochlerotatus camptorhynchus is the source of this 4000-nucleotide messenger RNA. Its product is annotated as protein rolling stone-like. The transcript is spliced from 7 exons. The record is from RefSeq and is a predicted model, not a curated record. Bases 934 to 1854 code for a protein of 306 amino acids. Gene Ontology annotation, cellular component: membrane. Lineage: Eukaryota; Metazoa; Arthropoda; Insecta; Diptera; Culicidae.